AUGGAAGACAAUCGUUCAUCUAUUGGCUCCUCAAUCAGUGUCCGAGAAAGAGCUGCAGCAAUCAACAUUGCUCUUACAGAAGAACAAAGAAAUAAAAACCAUCAACGAAAAGCUAGGUCUACUGCUUCUCGUGCACCAUGGAGAGGUGUUGGAGCCUCGGGAACAACGUCUCGUUUAAACAAUAGUACUCUAAAUUCGAAUAAUGAAAGAAAUACUUUAUAUCGUACUUCACAAGCUACUAGACCUUCCGCCUCACAUAUUCGCGAAGCAAGGCAUGGGAGUAGUGCUAUUCGGAUUGAUACAAGAACUCAUCGAGCAGAAUAUUUCCCUUAUCAGAAGCCAACUCUUGCUUCUGCAAACCACGUCAAUACGAUAGAUAGAUGGGCAAAUCACAGUGGAAAGAGUUCUAGAUUUUCAAUAGCAAGAAAUAGUGAUACUGCCUUUCAAACCUCUCGACAAGCCCUUUCUUCGAGCUCUCUGGCAACAAAACCAUUUGAGCUUUCAUCCGGAUCAGAUGCUUAUAAAAUGCGGAGAAUGCGGGAUUCUGACGAUCAGGACACUUUAUCUUCUAGAGAAUCUUCCGUUCAAGGUCGACACGAUUGUCAUCCCACUUUAGAAAAUCAAAGGAAACGAAAAUUGGGUACAGAAGAAGACGACAGGGAUAUAAUUAAAAGAUAUGACAAUAAACGACCAAAAUCCAGUACUAGAUAUUCGCAGCCAUCUAAUACAAGCACAGUCAGCGCACAUAUACGAAGAUCAGACCAAGAAAGUACAUUACGCAAUAGUAAUGAAGUGUCUCGAAAUAGUGAUAUUGCCUCUCUGUACGCACGAUGCUUACAAUACCAAUACAUAUUGAUUGGAAACCAAAAGGCUAUUGAAGCCCAAAAACAGGCAGCUGAGUCAGAGCUGUGGCAAGGAUACAAAGCAGUGGAAAAGAUACAGAGAUUGACAGAAAAUAAUAAGAGACGUAAUAGUGUGAUGCCUAGCAUUCAUGGAUCCAAGGCUGUGCAUGACUCACAGAAAAAGCUAUUUGAAGAAAUUGAUACACGGCUUGAAGCCUUUGCGUCCAUCUAUGAUAAAUUUGAAAUUGUUCUUUCACAAGGAGAAUCAAAAAAUUCACCGGAAAUAGGAAAGUCGUUUGAAGAAGAACGACAAAACUACACUGAGUAUGUGGAAGAUCUUGGUGGUAUACUUCGCGACAUAAUUCAAUGCGUUGAGUCUAUGCAGGGGCCAGAAUAUGAGCCUUCUGAUACUAUGCUGGGAUAUGUAAAGUUAUUGAUUGAAUGCAAGCAAAUCAUGGAUCAAUUGGUACAAGUAGAAGUUGAGCACAGAAGCUUGUCUGCCCUCUUAUCACGGAACCCAAGCUGUUGA
This is a messenger RNA of Phycomyces blakesleeanus NRRL 1555(-), 1371 nucleotides long. RefSeq lists its product as hypothetical. Lineage: Eukaryota; Fungi; Mucoromycota; Mucoromycetes; Mucorales; Phycomycetaceae. The coding region runs from base 1 to 1371 and encodes 456 amino acids. The transcript has 8 exons. The record is from RefSeq and is a predicted model, not a curated record.